AUGUCGUGCCGCGCCUCUGCUGCCACCACCACGUGCAGCUCGCUCGUCCAGGCCGACUGGCUGCACGGCCACCUCAGUGACGAAGACCUGAUCAUUCUCGACGCGACACAGAGGCUCGACCGCGAGCAGAACACUGCCUCUCCGGACGCCGAGGCGUUCCUCGCAUGCCGCAUCCCAGGCGCGAAGUAUGUGGACGUCGGCGGGCGUCUGUCGGAGCCUGGUUUGCGCAACGCGCGGGGCGAUCUCCUGCACAACAUGCGUCCGGCGGCAGGAGCCCUAGCGGCCGAGCUCGCCUCUCUGCUCGGCGUGAGAGCCGAGGCGGCGCACCUCGUGCUGUACAGCAGCAGGCACGUGAUGUGGGCGACGCGGCUGUGGUGGCUGCUGCACUCGAGCGGCUUCCCGGGCCGCGUCUCCGUCCUCGAUGGCGGGGUGCAGGCGUGGCGCGCUCGCGGGUACGCCACCGAGAGCGGCCCGCCGCCCGCCGAGCCCGAAGGCCGGGAGGGGCCGCCGAGCGGUGGGCCGUCGCCGCGGCUCCGCUGGCGCGACGGCGCUUUUGUGGGCAAGGAGGCGGUCCUGCGCUCGGUCGGUAACGCGGAUGUCGCGCUGAUCGACAGCCUCAAGCCCGAGAGCUACUCGGGCGCAAGGCCGUAUGGCCGGCGGGGCCACAUCGCGUCUGCCGUCAACGUGCCGUACGCGCGCGUGGUCGACCCGGCGAGCGGCCUCUUCCUCGGCCCUCGCGAGAUCAGGAGCGCCUUCGUCGCCGCCGGGCUGCGGCCAAACGAGGAUGCGCGCCGGCGGAGGCAUCUCGGCGACGACGCUACUCUUCGCGCUGGCGAGGACGCAGCGCGGCUCUCGCUCUACGACGCGAGCCUCUCCGAGUGGGCGGUGGAGGAGGAGCUGCCGAUGGCGGCGCCGGCCGAGGAGGGAGGAGGGUGGCCGCGCGCGUAG
Emiliania huxleyi CCMP1516 is the source of this 948-nucleotide messenger RNA. RefSeq lists its product as hypothetical. Gene Ontology annotation, cellular component: mitochondrion. The coding region runs from base 1 to 948 and encodes 315 amino acids. Gene Ontology annotation, biological process: transsulfuration. The transcript is spliced from 4 exons. Gene Ontology annotation, molecular function: thiosulfate-cyanide sulfurtransferase activity. The record is from RefSeq and is a predicted model, not a curated record. Lineage: Eukaryota; Haptophyta; Isochrysidales; Noelaerhabdaceae.